AUGCAUCCGCUGUAUGACUGUGUACAUGUGAAAGUGUAAUUUUUCUGCCAUGUCGACAUCUGGAACGCUGACUAGUUACUACGUCGAUUCCCUCAUUCUCCCCGAGAGCGAGGAGCUCUCUGUGCCGAGGUACACCUCCGGUCCUGGGCUCCAGCACGCCAGGCAGCAUGCCUCCAUCAGCGACCACAGCGAGGUCGGGACUUGCACCUUCCCAUCCAAGCCCCAGGUAUUCGGGCCGUCUUGGAGCCACGUCCCGGCUCAGUUUCCAGCUACCGUCUCCUCUGUGUAUCAUCCCCACUACGGGCAUCCCCAAGGCCCAGUAAGUGGAGAUACAGAUGGCCGGUAUCAAUCCUGGCUUCUGGAGCCCAUGUCCGGUUCCCUGCCGUUGACCGGAUUACCGACGACCCAUCACUACGGGAUCAAACCGGAGGGACUGGGGGCGCGGGCUGAAGGAGGGCUGCCCGGAUCCCACACGGCUCUGCUGCUCUCUGAUUACGCCAAUGGCACCGUGGCGUCAGCAUCACCGGUGGAAAAGGACGAACUCUCCGUCCAGGCAGGGGAUUUGAGCGGCGAGGGGGAAGAGAAACCGGGCCUGGAUCCAAAUAACCCAGUGUCCAACUGGCUCCACGCGAGUGCCACAAGAAAAAAGCGCUGUCCGUACACCAAGCACCAGAUCCUGGAGCUGGAGAAAGAGUUCCUCUUUAACACCUACCUGACCAGGGACCGUAGGUACGAGGUGGCGAGGCUGCUAAACCUCACCGAAAGACAGGUUAAAAUUUGGUUUCAGAACCGCAGGAUGAAGAUGAAGAAGUUCAAUAAAGAAGGCGCACCGAAAGACGAGUGA
Messenger RNA from Pelmatolapia mariae (spotted tilapia), 844 nucleotides. RefSeq names its product homeobox A9a (gene hoxa9a). The transcript has 2 exons. Gene Ontology annotation, molecular function: RNA polymerase II cis-regulatory region sequence-specific DNA binding; DNA-binding transcription factor activity, RNA polymerase II-specific. Gene Ontology annotation, cellular component: nucleus. The record is from RefSeq and is a predicted model, not a curated record. Lineage: Eukaryota; Metazoa; Chordata; Actinopteri; Cichliformes; Cichlidae. Gene Ontology annotation, biological process: anterior/posterior pattern specification; DNA-templated transcription; embryonic skeletal system morphogenesis. Bases 50 to 844 code for a protein of 264 amino acids.